AACAUGUACCAUCACUGAUGUUAGUUCUGAAACAGUAACAAUCACUAUAUUCUCUCCAACCGAAACACCUUCUUUGAGCGCUUGCCCUGAUAACGAACAGGUGCCUGAUGAUUGCGAUAAAUGCGAACAAACAACAACAGUAACUUGUACACCUACUACAACCGUUUACGUACCUACAGAUGACUAA
Molecule: messenger RNA, 187 nt
Organism: Dentiscutata heterogama
Lineage: Eukaryota; Fungi; Glomeromycota; Glomeromycetes; Diversisporales; Gigasporaceae
Source: the annotation of a GenBank genome assembly